AUGUUUCAGGUUCUGAGUGAUCCGCAGAAGAAAGCGGUAUAUGAUCAAUACGGUGAAGAAGGUUUGAGCGACAUGCCUCCUCCAGGGAGCACGGCGUCUAACAACGGAAGAGCCGGUGGUUUUAACCCGAGAAACGCAGAAGAUAUAUUUGCAGAGUUCUUUGGAAGUAGUCCAUUUGGGUUUGGAUCAGCCGGUGGUCCCGGAAGGUCAACGAGGUUUCAAUCAGACGGAGGAGGAAUGUUUGGUGGAUUCGGUGGUAACAACGGAAGCGAUAACAAUAUAUUCAGAACGUACAGCGACGGGACUGCUCCUAAGAAACCUCCACCGGUUGAGAGUAAAUUGCCUUGUACCCUUGAAGAAUUGUAUUCUGGAUCAACUAGGAAAAUGAAGAUCUCUAGAUCCAUUGUUGAUGCUAACGGGAGACAGGCGCAAGAGACAGAGAUAUUGACGAUUGUUGUGAAACCAGGAUGGAAGAAAGGGACCAAGAUCAAGUUUCCUGACAAAGGAAACGAGCAAGUGAAUCAGUUAGCAGCUGAUUUGGUGUUUGUGAUCGACGAGAAGCCGCAUGAUUUGUUCAAGAGAGAUGGGAAUGAUCUCAUGACAAGCAGAAGUGUGACGCUUGCAGAGGCAAUAGGAGGAACAACUGUUAAUGUCGACACGCUCGAUGGUCGGAAUGUGUCCGUUGGUGUCACGGAGAUCGUCAGUCCAGGGUAUGAGCUUGUGGUUCCUGGUGAAGGGAUGCCUAUAGCUAAAGAACCGAGAACUAGAGGCGAUCUUAGGAUCAAAUUCGAUGUUCAGUUUCCGACAAGGUUGACAAACGACCAGAAGUCCGCGCUUAAGCGGGCUUUAGCUGGUUGA
Molecule: messenger RNA, 858 nt
Organism: Microthlaspi erraticum
Lineage: Eukaryota; Viridiplantae; Streptophyta; Magnoliopsida; Brassicales; Brassicaceae
Source: the annotation of a GenBank genome assembly